AUGUUCCCUGUCGCUCUUUCCUCUCGUCUCAUCGCCCUCGUCAUGGGCGCAGCCAUGGCUGCUGCUCAAGUCACUGAAGCUCCUGCCGCCCCUCCGGCCAUGGAGACCUUCCCCGCUACCCCUCACGCCUCGAAGACCUUCGCCUUCGAGGACCUUCCUUACAAGAUGAAUACCGACACCCACCUCAUCCGUGGUCCCCAACACGGUUUCACAUUUGCAACUCGACCACCGAGAACCAAGACUCUCUCUGCCAGACUGCUCACUUCAACAGCUUGGAUGGUAUACUUCUGCCUCUGGGGUCCCCCUGAGUACGGCCAGGAGGUCGGUGACAUUGAGGGUAUCAUGGUUGCCUACUGCACCAAGCCCGGCCACGGCACUCGUUUGAUUCCUGAGGGCGCCCUCACCGGUGUCCAAUGGAUCAGGACUCCUUCCUACGUCCAGGCCGUCGGUUUCCUCGACCAGACCAAGAUCAACGUUUUGGCUGGUGACUGGGGAGGAGAGAUGGACCCCCACGGUGCUGACCUCCGUGGUAACCCCAUGGGUGGUAUCGUCUACUCCAACGCCUGGACUGGCAGCCCCGAGCAAGUCAUCGAGUGGCACCUCUUCCUCGGUGGUGACCGCUUCUGCUUCAAGGCUUGCGACCCCCGAGACCAGGAUGACGACAAGUACUGCGAGCACAUCUUCGAUCGUAUCGGUUGUGACUACAACGUCCCCAACAAUGCCCAGGACGGUGUCUUCGAAGAGUGCGAGGGUGACAACCAGGACUUCCCCGGUACCUACACCGACGAGAACGGCCAGGUUCAGACUUACACUCAGCCCGAGGGUCCCAUCACCUCCAUCCCUUACACCGCUCGCACCCCCGCCUCAUCCAACUGUGUCACCCACUCCAGCGCUGAGCUCUACACUGGUCUCCCUCAACCCACCACCACCGACGCCACCUCUACUCCCACUGGCUCUGUCUCUGGCUCUGGCCGCAUCACCACAAGCCGCUCGACUGGCACCAACGGUGGCUCUGCUAGCCCCAGCCCUACCGGUGAUUCUGAUGAUUCUGAGGGUGGUGCUGCCUCCUUCGGUGUCUCCACCGCUGCCGUCUUCGGUGUCCUCCUUUCCGCUGUCUUCCUCGCCUAAAUAUCACGGACCACUUGAUGUUAUGACGAGUAUUUCACGAGGGAGUUCGGUUUGGAUAAUGAUACCACUGAGAUUAGUCUACGUACAUACCAUUCGCUUUUAGUCAGUUUAAUCUUGAUAUUUGCACGUUCACCCUGCUAUCUCUC
Coprinopsis cinerea okayama7#130 is the source of this 1274-nucleotide messenger RNA. Its product is annotated as macrofage activating glycoprotein. The coding region runs from base 1 to 1128 and encodes 375 amino acids. Lineage: Eukaryota; Fungi; Basidiomycota; Agaricomycetes; Agaricales; Psathyrellaceae. The record is from RefSeq and is a predicted model, not a curated record. The transcript has 4 exons.